Passer domesticus (house sparrow) is the source of this 1686-nucleotide messenger RNA. RefSeq names its product olfactory receptor 14A16-like. Gene Ontology annotation, cellular component: membrane. Gene Ontology annotation, molecular function: olfactory receptor activity; odorant binding; G protein-coupled receptor activity. The coding region runs from base 754 to 1686 and encodes 310 amino acids. Lineage: Eukaryota; Metazoa; Chordata; Aves; Passeriformes; Passeridae. The transcript has a single exon. The record is from RefSeq and is a predicted model, not a curated record. Gene Ontology annotation, biological process: G protein-coupled receptor signaling pathway.
CUGUAGCAUCUCUGUGUUAUCUGAAAGCCCCAGGGUGAGACAGAGAAGGUCUAUGAUGAGAAAAUGCUGUUGGGUUGAUGACAUGAGCCCCGUGUGUCCUUGGGUACAAAUGUGGGGCUGAGACCUUGAGAAGGGGAUGGAGAUUUGGUGGACUCUGAGGAUUCCAUGUGCUCUCAGCAGUGUCAGGAUGGUUUUUAAAGGAAACAUUGUAGGGUGAUCAUCUAGUUUCUAGGAAUGGUGAAAGCCCAGAGAAUCCUGGAGCAGGACAGGGAGAUAGACCUCCUCCCCUCACUCUCCACUCACUGCCUCGCCUCAGAAUACUCACUCUCUUCUCCCUCAGGGCAGCAGAAAUGGAGAGAGGUUCUGACAUCCAAAACUAGUCAGCAGGAGAAAUGAAGAAAAGCUGUAAAACUCUAGUACAGGGGAGUGCAGAUGCUGACAGGCCCUUCUGUGUUAACAGGGUUUCAAAGUGGAACAAUAGGACAGGUCGAUGUCCCCAUCCCAUGUCUGCACAGCAAGGCUGAAUUAGAAAAACCCUGUGUAUAGCUGCCCUGAAGCUGCAGUCCCACUAAACAGCACCAACCAGGGUUCCCCACUUGGAGCUGAAGGAAAAUCUCCUAGAAAAUCUAAAGCUCUCAGAGUGUUACAGGUGAAGGGUCUGUGGGAAAAGGCUUUGAUAUUGCUGGAAGAAGUUUCUCCUAACAUGUCAAUGACUUUUUUACAUGAACAUCUCCCAAUGGCCAGAGACAGUAAAUGUCCAACAGCAGCUCCAUCAGCCACUUCCUCCUGCUGGCAUUGGCAGACACGCGGCAGCUGCAGCUCCUGCACUUCUGCCUCUUGCUGGGCAUCUCCCUGGCUGCCCUCCUGGCCAACGGCCUCAUCAUCAGCGCCGUAGCCUGCGGCCACCACCUGCACACGCCCAUGUUCUUCUUCCUGCUCAACCUGGCCCUCAGCGACCUGGGCUCCAUCUGCACCACUGUCCCCAAAGCCAUGCACAAUUCCCUCUGGCACACCACCACCAUCUCCUACAAAGGAUGUGCUGCACAGCUGUUUCUGUUUGCCUUUUUCAUUUCAGCAGAAGUUUCCCUCCUGACCAUCAUGAGCUACGACCGCUACGUGUCCAUCUGCAAACCACUGCACUAUGGGACCCUCCUGGGCAGCAGAGCUUGUGCCCACAUGGCAGCAGCUGCCUGGGCCAGUGCCUUUCUCCAUGCUCUGCUGCACACAGCCAAUACAUUUUCCCUGCCCCUGUGCCAUGGCAAUGCCCUGGGCCAGUUCUUCUGUGAAAUCCCACAUAUCCUCAAGCUCCUCUGCUCCAAAUUCUACCUCAGGGAAGUUGGGUUCCUUGCUGUUAGUGCCUGUUUAGCUUUUGGUUGUUUUGUGUUCAUUGUCUUCUCCUAUGUGCAGAUCUUCAGGGCUGUGCUGAGCAUCCCCUCUGAGCAGGGACGGCACAAAGCCUUUUCCACCUGCCUCCCUCACCUGGCUGUGGUCUCCCUGUUCCUCAGCACUAUCAUGUUUGCUCACCUGAAGCCCCCCUCCAUGUCCUCCCCAUCCCUGGAUGUGGCCCUUUCAGUUCUGUACUCAGUGAUGGCUCCAGCCCUGAACCCCCUCAUCUACAGCCUGAGGAACCAGGAGCUCAAGGCUGCAGUGAGGAGCCUGAUGAAUGGACGAUUUCAGAAACACUGA